AGGACGCACACACACAUACACACACACACACACACACACACACACACACACACACACACACACACACACACACACACCUUCAGAUGCUGAAGACUCAGGUGAGCACACAGGUGGGACCCUCAAAACGUUAUCGACUCAUCGUGGCUCAGGUUUGUUGCUUGUGUUGUUCAGUCGUCAGUGCUGAAGAUCCUGAACGUCGUCCAGAAGGAAGAAAAACACAAAACCUUUAACUUCCUCCAGGACGAGACACACCUGAGUCAGAAGACGAUGAUGUCGAGUCCCAGCAGGUCUCACGUCUACGACGAUGUCUCGGUGUUCCCACACAACCACAUCAUGCCCUACUCUGAAGACCAUUCCAAGACCUUUCAGGGUUUUCCCAGCAUGCCGGAGUACAUGUCCCGCUUCGACACAAUGCUGUCUGAGGACACGGCCAGGAUCACGAGGAAGUCUGACACGUUCAUGGCCAUGGACAGGCAAGAUGAGUUGCUGGAGUAUAAGGAGGCAGGGCAGGACUGUGUGAUUGACAGCACGGCAGGACAAAACGGACAGACGGACGUGGAGGACAGGUGUCUGGAGCAGGUACAGAGUUUAGUACUGGACGAGGUGCAGAAGGACAUUGAGACGGCAUGCAAACUUCUCAACAUCACUCCAGAUCCUGUGGACUGGACCUCUGGACAAGUGCAGAAGUGGCUGCUGUGGACGGAGCACCUUUACCGCCUCCCGCAGGUGGGAAAAUCCUUCCAGCACCUGAGCGGCAGCGACCUGUGUGUGAUGAGCGAGGACGAUUUCAGGCAGCGCUGCUCGCCGUGUGCAGAUGUGCUGUUCGCUCACCUAGACAUCUGGAAGACCGCUUCUUGGAUGAAGGACAGAUGUUCUCCUCAAUCCAGUGGCUUCAUUGGAGCAGAUGAUCUGUGUGCUGAAGCUGACUCGUCUUGCAGCGGGCAGCCCAUCCACCUGUGGCAGUUCCUCCGAGAGCUUCUCCUCAAACCUUACAACUACGGACGCUCCAUCCGCUGGAUCAACAAAGAGAAAGGAAUUUUUAAAAUUGAAGACUCCGCCCACGUUGCUAAGCUGUGGGGCAUCAGGAAAAACCGUCCUGCAAUGAACUAUGAUAAACUGAGCCGAUCCAUUCGGCAGUACUACAAGAAGGGCAUCAUUAAGAAGCCGGACGUUUCUCAGAGACUGGUGUAUCAGUUCGUCCAUCCAGUGUGAGGACAGAAAGAUGUCCCCCUGGGACACAGAGCGCUGGAGCUCAGGCUCAAAUAAAGAUGAAGGCGAGACGUCAGAAACAUUUCUAAUAUUACGACUGAACCUCUGAUACCGUUGGACUUCCUGCAGAUCCUGCCUCGCUUUUUAUUUGUGUGUGUGUUUGUGGGUUACAGUAAAGUACUGUGUGAUGAAGUAAAGUGUUCCUGUU
Messenger RNA from Tachysurus fulvidraco (yellow catfish), 1417 nucleotides. RefSeq names its product SAM pointed domain-containing Ets transcription factor-like. Gene Ontology annotation, molecular function: DNA-binding transcription factor activity, RNA polymerase II-specific; sequence-specific DNA binding. Lineage: Eukaryota; Metazoa; Chordata; Actinopteri; Siluriformes; Bagridae. The transcript is spliced from 7 exons. The record is from RefSeq and is a predicted model, not a curated record. Gene Ontology annotation, cellular component: nucleus. Gene Ontology annotation, biological process: regulation of transcription by RNA polymerase II; cell differentiation. Bases 268 to 1212 code for a protein of 314 amino acids.